This is a messenger RNA of Epinephelus fuscoguttatus (brown-marbled grouper), 6116 nucleotides long. It is a transcript of the gene mkxa, whose product is annotated as mohawk homeobox a. Gene Ontology annotation, biological process: cell development; muscle organ development; regulation of transcription by RNA polymerase II. Gene Ontology annotation, molecular function: DNA-binding transcription factor activity, RNA polymerase II-specific; RNA polymerase II cis-regulatory region sequence-specific DNA binding. Gene Ontology annotation, cellular component: nucleus. NCBI's taxonomy places the organism in Eukaryota, Metazoa, Chordata, Actinopteri, Perciformes, Serranidae. Bases 2557 to 3714 code for a protein of 385 amino acids. The record is from RefSeq and is a predicted model, not a curated record. The transcript has 8 exons.
ACCACUGCUUGAGUCCAAGCUGUGAUAACCCCGAUGUCAUCAAGCUAUGUCACCAUCAGGGUUACUUUACAUUGUUCAUUCCUAUCAAAUUAGCAAAGAAUGAAACCAAAACAGUUUGAUUUCACAGGUAAAAAUGCCACAUCAUUGGGUCCAUAGGGCAGGCACACUGCAGACUUCGGCUGACUGAGACUGCUACUUCCUGUUUAGCGCUCUGCUAACUUGAAUGUGGAUGAAAUGUUUAAAUUGUGAGUGAAUUCUUUUAGACUUUUGAAAUAUUAUGAGACCAAAUUGAUCAAAUCCUGAUAGUCACAACCCCCACAGUCAUUUUGUGGGGGUUGUGACGCUCAAAAAAAUAUAUUCACUAAUUUUCAUACGUCUUUCUCACAGUGUAGGUCUAUGGGUAAAAGUUGUUUUGGGACCAGUUGCAUCAUCUGUUGGACUUAGAAGUUGUAUUACACUGUUUGGCCACUACAAAAAUUGUCUUCAAAGUCUGGUGCACUUCGGCUGGUCCUGAGACACAGAGGACACAAUACAAAUGUUUUCACAGGAUGAAUUGUAGCUCCUCUUUAUUAUAAGUCAACUGACUUUGAUGUGUGAAAUUUAGGAUUCCCUUUAACCAGAAAUCAGACAGUAAAAUAUUUUUGUAGCGAUAUAAAGGAACCUAAACGGGUGCUGUAGCCCAUGUGUCCCUAUCCUAUGUACAUGAGAGAGUCAGGUGUCACAUGAAAAGAAGCUCCUGAGCUCCUGUAUCAUCUGCACAGUGUUUCAGCUGUCUGCAACUUCAGACUAAAAAUAUCGGUGUAUUGGUAUUGGUGCCAGCCUUCAAAAACCAUUACUGGUCAAAGCCAAAGUGACCAGUAGAGCUACAAAGAUUAGAGGACAAGGAAAGCAGAUGCCAGUGUAGUUCAUGAACUCCAGCCUGAGAUGAAACAGAGCUGUCCAAGGGACGCCUGCAGAGUCCCUGCCACCAACCCCUACAAAGCACGACAUCAUGAUUGAUGUUCCUACCUGUUGGAUCGUUUUGUACGCCCACACUGGACAACAGGCAGGAGACUGAAACACAGAUAUAGUGAGCCAAAGCAGAGGUUUGGGAGAAGGUGGAUUAAGUUUAAAGAGAUGCCAGCGACAAGUCCAUAUUUUCCCAUCCCUAAAGAAGGUCGUUACAGGUUCAGAUGACAGUUAAAAGGUCACGGGAGGUAACAGAAGUUCACUUCAGGCGAGAAGGAAAACAUACACAUUGUGUAUAACCUAAGCAAACAAACCCUCCCCAAACUUAAUUAAAGUGAUUACAUGACUGGCUCAUUCAUAGCAUGUUUGCACAAGCUGUUAGUAAAAGUUAACUUCCCCCGUUAAAUGAAAAUAAGCACAAAUAAACAAUAAUUACAUGGAUCCCUAACCCUUCAUAUGGCUCUUGCUGCUUAGUCACGUCCCUUGAAUCACUACUUUGGAUAAACCCCAAAGGAACACACAGCUGAGGACCUCAGAAGCUAUGACUCAUAAGCCCAUAAUGUGACAGCUUUUAUAAUGGGAGCCAAUGAGAGGGUGCAUCAGGAGUAAUCAGCAGUGGCAUGGCUAUAUACAGUAAGAAUCUCUCUUUUUCUCUAAAUGUUACCAAACCAGCUCGGAUUGUGUUUGAAUCUGAUGAGAUAAUUAUCAUUGCAGCAAAAGCAUUGAUGCGGACUUCAGCUUCAUGCAGCAUGAGGAGGAAGAUUCUCUACAGAGAGAAGACUUGCAACUUUACUCGGGUUUGUAAUACAAAGAAAGUUACUCCUGAGGUGUUCUAAAAUCUAAUGUGGUAAGGAUAAGACUAAAACAUUUGUAGGACCAAGGUGUAAUCAUGCAGUGAAGGAACAAGAUACAGUCUUUACAAGCAUCCAAAACAGGUUUACUGCACUGUAAAGUGUGCCUGCAGCAGACAGUUGGUAAUGGGUUUAACUCAGUCUCCAUGCACAGUGCAGAGGCUGUAAAAAAUGUCACUCUCACCAACUGACUGUGUUUCAGUAUUGAAAGAUUUUCCUCUGUAUGCAAAGGCACAGAAGAAGAUUUAAAUUGGUUCCAAUCUUGUUUUCCUUGUUUGGUGAAUUCCUUCAGUCUAAGGCCGACUGCCACGUGGUCACGGCCUGGGGCCCCAGACUCUAAGUGACCCCGAAGCUAAGGUCACUGCAUCGUGAUGCCUCCCUCCUUCUCCUCCCCUCCGCUGGCCGCGGCCCCAGAACCGGCGUAAACCAUCCACAGUAUGUUCGCAGGCUCGGGCUGUGUACUAGGAAACAUGAGCAGGGUGAGAUAUUCAGAGUCCCGGGCGGCGCGGCGCAGGCCGCUGGAUAAAGCGGAGGAGGAGACGGCGGUCCGUGUGGUUUGAGCUCAGGAUCUCAGGACGGGAACAUGUGAGCAGGGAAUGGGCGACUGGAAACAGGAUUAUUGUUCUACACAGCAGAGAGACGCAGGAGGGGCCCGGGACAGGAGAGACACGGGGACACUGUGACAAACCCGAGGAGACUUUUUUUUCCCUUUUUAAUUUUUGCGCAUCAGAGAAAUCGGAGGAAUAUCUGGCCAAAGAUGAACACCAUUGUGUUUAACAAGCUGAGCAGCCAGGUCCUGUUCGAGGAGAAGGCGAAAGAGGUGGAAAUGAGCAGCAGAAAUUAUCUAGAAGUCAUCGACGGGCAACAUCCAGACCUCCUCUCCAGCAACCAGACCAUCAGAGACAACCAGGCCAUCAGACACCGGCGGAGCGGGGGUCGUCCCAGCGGCGGUAAAGUGCGACACAAGCGUCAGGCUCUGCAGGACAUGGCGCGGCCGCUCAAGCAGUGGCUCUACAAGCACCGGGACAACCCCUACCCCACCAAGACGGAGAAGAUCCUGCUGGCCCUCGGCUCGCAAAUGACUCUGGUCCAGGUCUCCAACUGGUUCGCCAAUGCCAGGAGGCGACUGAAGAACACGGUGAGGCAGCCAGACCUGAGCUGGGCGCUCAGGAUCAAACUCUACAACAAAUAUGUCCAGGGCAACGCAGAGAGGCUGAGCGUCAGCAGCGAGGACAGCUGCUCAGACGGUACGGCUCAACUGCAACUUCACAGCAACUCAUCUCUCUUCCAAGAGGCAACUAAAAAUUGGCAACUGUUCUAUGGGGACAACCCUCAGAGGACACAGAACGGACCCCAGGAGCUCAACAAGCCCAUGUACCAGAGCGUGAUCAAGAAGGAGGGCUCCUCUAUGGUGGGCAUGGCCAUGGGUAUGGGCAUGGGCGCGGGGCUGCGCUCGGCCGCCUCACUGGCCGAGGACUACGUGUCUCCGCCCAAGUACAAAAGUAGCCUGCUGCACCGCUACCUGAAUGACUCGCUGCGCCACGUCAUGGUGGCCAACGCCGUCAUGGAUGCUCGCAAGAGGAACCACUCCGGCUCCUUCAGCUCCAACGAGUACGACGACGAGCUGCUCUCGCCGUCCUCCUCUGAGGCUGAGGCGAACUUUGUUUAUCGGGCUGAAACCACAGACCAUGGAUCAAGUAAAUGUGACAACAGCGGUGGCGUCGUAGCUGCGCAGAAAGAGCGGGUGAAGGGCAAAGACGAGACGUACUGGAGGGAGAUCAACGCUGCCAUGGCCUUGACCAACUUGGCGCAGGGGAAGGACAGCGCCUCCGGGACCACCAGCUGCAUCAUCCAGAAGUCCUCUCAUAUAGCAGAGAUCAAGACUGUUAAAGUGCCGCUGAUGCAGAAAUAUUAGCCCUGACGUCAUCCUCCCAUCUCUCUAUGCAAACCAGCAAACAUUCCUGUUUCAGCAAACUCGCCGGAGUCCAAAUAAACUCCCUCAGCAGUGAGAAGAGAAACUGUCGUUUAGGGAGGGGGUUGGUGUUUGAGGCGAGGAAGUGUGGAACAAAAACUUUUUUUAUUGGUGUCUAAAAAAAGUGCAAAAGAGGCCUUGACCAUCAUUUUCUUUGCUGACAGACAAAUGUUGAUGAGUUUCACUGCAGUAUUUCCUAAAGCAAGACACUUUUGUAAUGUUAACUUAUUUUUGAUGAGUCUGAUUUUUUUAUUUCUUCUUCUUUUUUUUUAUGCUACAAAAUUUGUAUUUUGCCUCAAGUGCCUUUUUGUUAUUUAGAAAAAUAACUCGCCGACUGUGGUCAGUGCAAAGUACAGAAACAGAGGUGCCUCUUUUUACUAAGUUUAGUGUCGCAGUCGUGAUUCAGGAUUCGCUUUGUGAAUGAAAACUCCCAUAACAUAACAGCCUGUGCCUUAAGGACUGAAUGAGCACACCAUCCGAGGCACUGAUGAACUCAAAUAGCAUACACGCUCUUUUAGAAUAUAUCCAGCAGUAACUCCCUGAAGGCAUCGUGCUUGUUUCGACUGGAGUCUUCAUUUUGACUGUAAACCGAACGCUGUUUUGUCUCAGUCAGCCCCUCGCUGCUGGCAGGCCGUCGGAUACGUAGAUAAGUUGCCCUAAUGUGAGCAGCAGAUCGAUAAGCAGCCAACGCGCUGUGCCGUGUCCACACGUCAGCCUUGGAUUUCAGCACCCAGCGAAGGAUUCCUUUGUUAUCGUGGCUUAUAGCUGCUGAAACGUGCCCAAACGUCAGCUGGACCCAGAUGAAGUCACAUUCACCCUCGCAGUGACACAGAUGUACGGGCACGCUUUAAUACAGUAUCUGUUCUGACAGAAGAAUGCCAUGACCUAAAAGGGAUGUUUUUGCUUUGCAUUAUCAGUGUUUUUAUGUGGACAGUGUUGCCUUUUCACAUGUUUGUGCUCAGAACAAGAUAGUCCGGAGUGAAUGAAAGAAAAAAAAAUCCACCACCAGCUCCCCCAGCCUUUUGAUCCUCAGCCCUCUCAGCUGUUUAGCAUUACAUUCAAAUUGCUGUUUACAAGAAGCCAGAGGAUAGACUUAAAAGUUUGACUUUCUCCCCCCUCGCUUUUUUUUUCUUUGUUUGUCUUCAAAAAUACAUUUCAGUAUUAUCUAUUUGUCAGCCAAGCAAGUGUUCAAAGUAUUUGUUAUUGUCAGUCUGUAUAUGUGUGGUCGUUUUGUUUUUGAUCAGAACUUGGUUUCACUUAGCCGCACCGCAUUAAGAGCUUCUUUCGUCAUCCAAUGGAAAGAGUCUCUUUUCUAGAAAGUACUAAUGUACGGUGCAUAUGUUAGAAACGUUUGCGGCGAACGAUGCCAAGUUCACAAACUGGGGGAAAUCGAGUUGGACUUAUGGAAGAAACUGAAGUUGGCUCUCUGUGCUGACUUUGUAAUUUUAUGUAUAUCUUAAAGGUACUGUUUAUGUGUGUCAAAAUGUACACUCCUUCAUAAAUUGUGCCGUUUUUUUUGUUGUUUUUUUUUGGACAGCCCAUACUGUGCUUAUGGUCAAGGACUUUGAGGGAGUGAAGCUGCACAAAGUGACUUUUUGACCUUUUUUAUGUCUUGAAUGUGCAAACUGUUAACAAAAAAAAAAGCUGCACUUACAGUUUUCAAUCAGAAAACACACAGACUCCAUUGAGAACUUCUGGUGUUUUUACAUUAAGGUGAAGAGACGUAAAAGAAAUGAAGGACAACCCUAUAUUAUUCCUGUUAGCGUGCCUAUGGAGGUAUAAUGAAAUCAAUCGCACUAGCCAAUCCCCAGGCACUAUUUGCUUAUGCAGUGGGGGUGGUGGGCUCCCACAUGUGUUUUUUAUACACCUGAUCCAGGCUGGGUAGCUGCGGGGUAGUGCCUGGCCCACUCCUUGUGUUUCCAAUCGCACCUCUGAACCUCUGGAUCACUCACGACCCUCACACCUCACACGAUACCCGCCUCGCUGGGAAGAGAAGGAGCGAGGGAAGGAGGCUUCAGAGACAACAGAGUAGCCUUUGUUGUUCCUACCGGCGGUCACUCCUCAACAACGACACCAGUUCUAACAAAGGGGUUUCCACAGCCGAGACUUUGGUACUGUACACGCCUCUCUCCAGCACAAGCCCUGCUCUCACAACCAUGCUGACAAAUGGGAAGCUAUGGUAUGUAUUAAAGCCUAUAAAUUAUUAUUGCGGACUUUGUAAAAACAAAGUGGUGACCAUAGUUUGUUUUUUUUAUUGUUAAGUUAUAUAAAUUGAGAUUUUUUUUUUGUUUGUUUUGAUAGAGACUGGAUUUUCAAUCCAAUGACCAAAUGCAUAUCUCCUUGUA